Messenger RNA from Meleagris gallopavo (turkey), 6577 nucleotides. NCBI's taxonomy places the organism in Eukaryota, Metazoa, Chordata, Aves, Galliformes, Phasianidae. The record is from RefSeq and is a predicted model, not a curated record.
AUAUGAAUCUGUGGUGAAAGCACUGUUCAGAAAGACCAGAAGCAGUGAAUUACAGUUAUGAAAUCACAUCUUUCAAAAAAUAUUUAUUGCAUUAAGUACCAGAAUUAUGACUGAUGUCAAUUUAAAUUAAUGCAGAGCUCAAACACUGGAUUUAUCAACUAUCUUACUAUGCCACAGGAGCAGCUGAAUGUGAACCCCAGUGCUGGCUCCAGUCCUCAGUGAUCAGCACAAUAAAAUUUGGAGAUCCCUUAGACAUUUCUUAGUGCCGUUCUUCUAUGCCUUUACCAAGGUGGGAUGCAUUUGGGGCUGGAACCACAGGCUACUCUUCUCCCUUGCACAUAUCCCUCCUAUACCUACCUUUCUAUGGCUCAGUCUAGGCAGAGCUGGGUUUCAGCUCCAACUCCAUUGGGGCUCAACAUCUCCAAUGCCCGCAGGUCAAGACUAUGCUAAGCAGGGGCAUUCCUGUUCUGGGGUUGCUUAUGGCCUUGGGGCUGUCACUGUGUUCAGGGCAUGGAAGUUGCCUCCCCCAGCAAGCAGCUGUGGGCUGAGCCAGGGCCUGCCUGGGUUCUCCUUCUGCAUUGCUGCAGUGCCAGCAGCUCUGAGUGAUGGUUCUGGUUCGAGUGCCUGAACCACUAAUUUCUGUCCCAAAGUUAUUUUGUCUGUAAAGCCUCCUGUAUGAGUCCUGUAGGCCCCCUUCAGGUACUGGAAAGUCGCUAUGAGGUCCCCCCGAGUGCCUUCUCCAGGUUGAGGAGCCACUACUUUCACAGCCUGUCCUCAGGUGCUCCAGCCUUCUGAUGAUCUUCCUGGCCGUCCUCUGGUCCUGCUCCAAUGUCCCUGUGAUCCUGCUCCAAUGUCCUUCUGUUGGGGGCCCCAGAACUGGACACGGUACUCCAGGUGAGGUCUCACAAGAGCAGAGCAGAGGGGCAGAAUCCUCUACUACUCUAUUGCUCCUCUGAGAAACACUGUUCCUGCCACUACUCGUACACACAACGGCUACCCAUUAUCUACUUGUUCCAGUUGUCUAGAGAAAUAUCCCACCGGCCUCUUCCAGGACCCAGUGUGUUCUUUUAGCACUUCCAGUACAAUGCGAUGCCUUUUGUACACACAUCAUUCAAAAGGCUUUUCCAAAUUGGGAAGUGCUAGAGCAGCUUUCAAUUGGAUAAAAGCAGUUUGGCAUUCUGAGUUCUGUUCCAAAAAUUCUCCUUCUCCUUUAGCAGCUUAAGCACACAAAGGUUUCACAAUCAGUCCAUAAUUCGGUAUUCACCAUCUACGCCAUCCUGCCAUACUUGACAUAAGAAAGUGCGCCAUUCCUGUUUUGGCUUUGGCUCUGGUUGCCUUUGCCUUCUUUCUCUCGAUCUCCAAGUGUCGGUACCCUUGAGUGAUGAUAAAACAUACAUACUUCACAGGCUGUGAUUUCUUCUUCAGUGAAGAAGAAUUGUUUUGAAUUGCAUGUAAUAUACAUAAUAUAGCUAAUGUAUGUAACCAACAGAUUCUUCAUACAUUCCAUUUGAGAAUGUGUUUAGGUCAACUGAUAACAGUGUCACAAAUAUUCCAAAACAUCAACUAUUUUUUCGGCACUCUUGAAACCCAUUCUCAAAUUCCUUAAUCAAAACGGAAAACACGGGUGCAUAUUUUUUGCUGUUCAUGAGACUGUGUUUAUCCAGUGUAUCAAAAUUCAUAAAGCGAUUUGCCAUGAUUUGAGUUAGCAAUACGUUGCACCCUCCUCGGCUCCUGGUUGCAGCCCAGCCAGUACUGAUUGCACACCAGUGUUUGGUCACAGGUGAACAGUUAGUGCUCUGAAUGAAAGACCUCCCAGGCUUUUAUGACUACCUGCUCUGUACGUCUAUAUCACCUUCCAAUAUUCUUCAAAAUAUCCAUUCUGUUUUUCUUCACUGCCAAAAUGAACAUGACGAACUAAUAGCCGUAAGCAGACAUAGACAAUGGGAGUCUUCUGCAAUACUACUGGGCAUUUAUAUUUGCAUUUAAUUCAUGGAUUCUUAACAGAGGCUACUUCACGACAACACAUCAGAUCCUACACCACAACUAAGUAUCUUAAUGUAAAGCAGCUACAUGCAUGGAUUUUAAACACAACAAGUAACUUAUCCUAGCCAGUUCUUUGCUAACAUUUUGCUGACAAGAACUUACGGAACAUUCAAAACAGUGCUGGAAGUCAUUCAAUGAUAAUCAUCUCAAAAUGUCUUAACAUUAACUCAAGAAAAAUUAAGAAACAAAAUAAAGGGUCUAUACCCAAAGUAUUAUGAGUUACAGUUCAAGGAGAAAAAAAAAAAAGAGAGAAAAUAAAGAACGUAAGAAUGCUACAUCCUCUUUUCUUCCCACAGAUACUAAGCGUAAUGAUGGCAGAAAUAAUCAUACAAAUCCGUGGUGAGAACACUAUUCAGAAAGACCUUAAACAGUGAAUUCCAGAUAUGUAAGCACAUCUGUGUAAAAACAAUCAAAAUAGGCAAUUGCCAGCAAUCUUAACUUACUGGGAAGAAAAGAAUAAUAAAGUCUUUAAUCCUUUUAAGACAUAUAUUGAUGUUACUCACCCAGCACGUAUCAAGGCAAAGUUAUGUUUGCUGUAUUACAUAGAUUUCCAUGGAACUUGGUCGACCAGAUCUUUCAGGAUCCCAAAAACAAACCAUUGCACAGAGGCACUGUUCCGUUUGACAACAGUAAAGAGAAUAACUGAGUCCAGCAGCUGCUUCACACAGCACAAGUCACAGCCAAGAGUGGCACAUGAACUGUAGGCAUAUCUAUGUUAAUAUUCACAUGUAGAAAUUGCAAAACAGAAAUAUAAAAUUAGUAACAAAUAACUUUGCACAUUCAAAGCUUCAGUCCUAACUUAAACAGGUGCUUUCCACUACAGAAAUUCAGUAUUCUUGGCACUGCUUUGGAGGAGAAGAAAAAUUUUACAGGAAGGAACGUCUUACAACUCUGUCGCUGGAAAAACAACAUGUUUACUCUAAAAUAAAAUCAAAAGGAGUUCAACUCAUUUAACGGAACCAAUUAAAAUUCAUUAUUUAUUAAAUACUCUGUUCCUUGGAUGAAACAGAGGUGAAAGGUUCCUUGUGUGAAAAGGGAUGGAGAAAGAGUGUGUGCAUCAACGUCAGAAUGUGCUGGGUCUUUUAGCCACUGUCUGGUUUUACAAAAGUUCUAAGAAUAUUUGACCAAAUAGGUUUAGAGCACACGGACGUUAUAUUGUCUUUUAACCUAAAUACUUGACUUUAUCAAGAUUUCCUGCUUAUUUGUUCUAAGAACUCUAAGAUAAGUUCCUUGCAGUCUCUCUGAUCUUAUAACAUAGCUACUACAGUAAAUACAAACAACAGCUAAAUUUGAGCUUUUGUUCCUAGCACAAUUUUUAAGUCAUAGUGAAGGUUGCUUUGCUCCUUUUCAAGAAAACUUUGCCUUGGACAUAGCCCACAGGAACCAACAGAAAUCAUGAACACAGAUUGCAGCUCUGAAGCUUAUGAACAUGAAUUCACACAAAAAUGAAAUAAAAUCAUCUCCACUGCAUGCCCAAAGCACUGAACGAGAGGAAACAAGGAUUGGGAAAUCGCACAGGGUUAACUGGCUGUGCCACAGCAAUUAAGUCCUCCCAAGGUCUCGUAUGUGUAUUCAACAAGUAGAAUUUGCUGCUCUGUGCAGCUAUAAUCCUUUACAGCAUGCGUGUCCAACCCUCUGGCUUGCCUGAGCCAUAUGGAGUGAAGAAGUAUGGUCUUCAAUCGCAUAUGAAAUACACAUUAUAGUUCGGUUACAGAAGAAAAAGACUGUUGUGAUUUUUAAAUCGUUUUUAUUAAAACAUUCCGCUUGUGUCAGGAGUGUGCGUGUGUCACGUAGUUCCUGCAGCAGCACAAAAAAGCCUGUUUCCACCAGGGCUGCAAUCAGGGAGAAGCCCAGCCCUCACCCUGUGGGCACAGCAGCGCUCAGCAGCGCCAAGUCCCACUCCCCCUAACUGCACUUCUGAGGCAGGGACAGACCCUGAGCACGGCCAGUCUCUGCUGCCAGUGCCCCCGCUGCAGAAACAAGAUCCCCACAUUGAGCGCCAUCAGACACGCACAACAUGGGGAUGUCAACCCCACUCGGGCUGGUGUCCUCCUGCUCUGGAAGGCCUGGCCCUUUGCUGUCCAUGAGCGCUGUGCCGAGAUGGAAGAGCAAGGCUGCCCUAGGGUGGUUCCAGGGCUGCAGCCCUGCCCAAGGGACAGCUCCACUGGCACAGGGAUCAUUGGCAACAGGGUGAAGGGAAGCGAUCCUUCCUGCUGCAGCAUGGCCAACACCCGGCCCCUCAGCCUGCACAGAGCCGACGCCUUCCUGCUUGGGUGCCGAGGACCCCCAGCUUCAACCCCCGGGUGGUGACUCUGUCACAGUGGGUGGCAGGGAGCGGCCACUGUGACCCAUGGGGCUGUGAGCAGAACAAAGACUGCCAAGCUCACGCCUUGCGUCAGUGUGACUUGGUGAGGUGCGGAGAGGGCAGGGAGGAAGGGGCUGCCUGAGGCUGAUAGCGGGAGGAAGGCUCCCACCCCUCCGUGCCCUGUGCGGUAAACUCACCCUUGUCCUGCUUCUCCCUCAGAGUUGGCAGAGGAGUGUGCAGAGGAGAAAGCCCAGCGUUGCCGGAGCAGAACUCUGCAAGUGCUCGCUGUCGAUGUGCGCCAUGUGCUCAAGGAGGCAGGAGGCCCCCACCUUGAGGGAGCCAGCGUGCAUGCUGUGCGGCCAGACAGAUGCUGACCCAGACAUCUGUGGGCUCAAGCAGCUGGACUUUGGGAUAUGUGCCCAUGCUUUCUGUAUGGCAUUUUCCAACGGCCUUUUCCAGCAGGCAACUAUAGUGAACAGGACUGCAGAGGUGUCCCCUGAAGACGUCCAACGCAUAAUCCAGGAGGCAGAGCAGAAGCACUGCUUCAUCUGUGGCGAAAUGGGGGCCCCCAUCACCUGUGCAGAGACGGGCUGUGAAGACAGUUUCCAUCUGCCCUGCGCCCGAGUGGGUGAAUGUGUCACCCAGUACUUUGGAGACUACAGUUCAUUCUGCCAGAAACACAGCCCUAAGCAGGCUGCGGAGGUGACUCCAGAGCAGAACACCAACUGCAUUAUCUGCAUGGAGCCCGUGGAGGACAAGAAGUCCUACAGCACCCUGGUGUGCCCAGCCUGCAAACACGCCUGGUUCCACCGGGCCUGUAUCCAGGUAGAAGCCCUCCCUUUAACCAACAGGCAAGCUGCAGCAGGCAAUCAGCAGCACCUGAGCCUGCUCCCGCUCCCACUGACUGUGUUUCUGCUACAGGGACAGGCCAUCCGUGCGGGCGUUAACUGCUUUCAGUGUCCCCUCUGCAGAGAUGCGGAUGCCUUUCUAUCUGACAUGCUCAUCAUGGGCAUCCGAAUCCCACUCAGUGGACCAAUGUGGGAGGACGGCAAUGCAUACGCAUCGCUGGGAUUGAGACACGGGCGCUGUGAUGCCACCGAGUGCCUUUGCCCACAAGGCAGGGAACAGGCAGAGGGAGAGGGGCCCUGGGAGCUCUUCCUGUGCAGCUCCUGUGCUGCGGAAGGCACUCACCGGUGCUGCUCCCACCUGAGUAACAACGCAGACGAGUGGGAGUGCAAAGCCUGUGCUGGCGUGGGCACCGCCUCCAGUGUCAACUCAGAGGUCACCGGCCCCAACACCGCCAGCCAGCAUGGACUGCUGCCAUCCAACAGUUCCACAGCACCUGAGAGCAGCAGCUCCAGCACUGCCAGCCAGGCAGCAUCAGGGCCUGGUCACAGUUCCCAGGUGCCUGACAGCGGCAGCCAGUCCAGCCAGCCUGGGACAGGCCAAAGGGAUGAAGACAUCUACAGUCAUCCCCAACGUUGCCGUGCUGCGGCUCCAUCGGGUGCAGCUGAGAGAUGCAUCCCAACAUCUUCCAGUCAGAGGGCAUCACGGUCCUCAAGGGCUUCCCAAGCAGUUGGCAGCCGCAGGUCCAGACAGGGAGAGCGGACUCGGACGCGAAGCCGCUCCCCAAUACAAUCUCAGGCGCCACGUUCCAACCGCCAUCCCCAAAGGUGCUCUGGGAGGAGCCACACACCAGCUCCAAGGGCUGAGAGUGGCUCCCAGCGCUACAGCAGACGGGGAGCACUGGGAUCAUCAGGGGAUUCCCCAGCGGCUGAUCGAAGAAGCCAGCGCAGGCAGCCAGUGCAGGCCCAGACACGAAGCCGUUCCCCUGUGGAACGUUGGCCUGCAGAAUCCCGGGGCCAGCUCCAAAGACACCGCAGGAGCCAGUCCAGGCGACGAGGGCCAGCCCAGGUGCAAAGCCGCUCCUGGGUACGUCGGGCCGAGAAUCCCCGCAGCCGGCCCCAACGAAGCCGCAGGACUAGCCGGAUGUGAGCCCCGAGUGCUGGCUCAUUUUGCUGACAAGAACUUAUGGAACAUUCAAAACAGUGCUAGAUGUCAUUCCAUUCAAUGAUAAUAAUCUCAAAAAUGUCUUAAAAUAAACUCAAAAAAGUAAAAAAAAAAUUGCCUAUGCCUAAAUUAUUAUGAGUUAUAGUUCAAGAGGAAAAAAAUGAAAUGAGAAAAUAAAUAAUGUAAGAAUGCUGCAUCCUUUUUUCUUCCCAUGGAUAC